Molecule: messenger RNA, 2935 nt
Organism: Gastrolobium bilobum
Lineage: Eukaryota; Viridiplantae; Streptophyta; Magnoliopsida; Fabales; Fabaceae
Product: vacuolar-sorting protein BRO1
Exons: 8
Coding region: 66-2672 (868 amino acids)
Biological process (GO): protein transport to vacuole involved in ubiquitin-dependent protein catabolic process via the multivesicular body sorting pathway
Cellular component (GO): endosome
Molecular function (GO): protein binding
Source: RefSeq, a predicted model, not a curated record
GAGAGAAACAGAACCGUUGAAGUUAUCGUCUGGUCUGCUCCAGGGUCAUUUUGUAAUCUUCUAUCAUGGCCGGGUCGCCGUCGCCUUCCGCCGCGGCCACCACCAACAUCAUGCUGGCUAUCUUCGAGAAGAAGACUAACCCGGUGGAUCUGUUUCGCCCUCUCCGCAACUACGUGGUCUUCCACUACUCUGAGGGAGAUGCCAGGAACGUCGAAGAGGAUCUCGAAAUCCUCAAGCAACAACGCUCCGACAUAGAGAAGCACUCCGAUCCAUCCCUCCCUUCUCGGCGCGACCUCUUCCAAAAAUACUACAAAACCCUAUGCCUUGUGGAGACUCGCUUCCCAAUCUCACCUGACCCCGAUCAUGUCAACAACGUCACCUUCGUCUGGUUCGAUGCCUUCAAGCCAAAGCAAAAGGCCUCUCAGCAGAACAUUCAUCUCGAGAAGGCUUCCGUGCUCUUCAAUUUGGGCGCCGUUUACAGCCAGAUUGGAUUGUCCUAUGACCGCAACACCGUCGAUGGCCGCCGUCAGGCCUCUCACGCUUUCAUAGCCGCUGCAGGGGCGUUUGCUUUCCUGAGGGAUAAUGCGUCCGUGAAGGCCUCGAUUGGGAGUUCCAUCACCAUUGAUCUAUCGGUGGAGUGCGCCGGCAUGUUGGAGAAGCUGAUGCUGGCUCAGGCUCAGGAGUGCGUGUUUGAGAACACCAUUGCUAAAGGGAGUACCCCCGGUGUUUGUGCCAAGAUCUCUCGGCAGGUUGGGCUGUAUUAUGAGGAAGCUUCAGCUGCACUGAAUGUUGCGCCUUUAAGCCAGCAUUUUGAUAAAUCCUGGAUAGUUCAUGUGCAGUUAAAGGCAGCUCUAUUCUAUGCAGAAGCUUGUUAUAGGUAUGGAUUAGAGCUACAUGAAAAAGAAGAUAUAGCGGAAGAGAUUGCACGACUGAGGAGUGCUGUGAAUGUCCUUACUGAUGCUAAGAAAAACUCAAAAGGUGCUGCAGCACAAAUUUUAGAUGCAAUUAACAAGUUAGAGGCCAAUAUUAACCGCAACCUGGAGAGGGCUGUCAAGGAGAAUGAUAGAGUUUACCUCAUGAGAGUUCCUUCUCCUAGUUCCUUACCACCUCUUCCGGCAUUUUCUAUGGUGAAGCCAAUGGCGAUGAAUGAUUUGCUAGAUGCAAGUAAAGAGAAGAUGUUUGUAGGUCUUGUUCCGGACAGCAGUACCAAGGCCCUCUCUAGGUACACUGACAUGGUAGACAAUAUUAUAAGAACACAGGCUGAAAAGUUACAGCAAGCCAGUGAGCUAACCCGAGUUAGGCUUAAGGAAAUGGAAUUGCCAGAUUCUAUUCUUGCUUUGGAAGGAAAUUUUACUCUACCAACAAAUCUCAAAGAAGAUGUGGAGGCUGUGCAGAUUAGUGGAGGCCCUGCUGGCUUGGAAGCAGAGUUGCAGCAACUUAAGGACCUAAGGAGGGUGAAUCAAGAAUUGCUGGUCCAGACCGAGGAGUUGUUGCAGAAGGAAGCAAGAGAAGAUUCUCAAUUUAGAAGUCAAUUUGGCACAAAAUGGUCUAGGCCUCAGUCAAGCACUUUGACAAAGAACUUGCAGGAUAGGCUAAACAGGUUUGCAGGUAACUUGAAACAAGCUGCGGAAAGUGAUGUUAGGAUUGAGCGUUCAGUAAGAGAACAUUCAGCUCUCAUGUCAAUCCUUGAUGCCCGUCCGAUUGAAUCUGCACUUCCAACCUUGGCAAGGCCAAUUAUGUCUCUUGAUCAAAAUGAAGAUGCUAUUGUGGGGUCCCUCAAACAGAGCUUGAGGCAACUAGAGACUCUAGGAGCUCAAAGGGCUGGUCUUGAGGACAUGCUCAAAGAGAUGAAAAGAAAGGAUGAUAUAUUACCCAAAUUGAUGACGUCCACCGGUUCUUAUGAGGAUCUUUUCAAGAAGGAGAUAGCAAAAUAUGACCAUAUUUGUGAAGAAAUAGCUCAAAAUAUUGAGGCACAAGAGCAAUUGUUGCUGCAGAUCCAGGCUCAAAAUGAUGAUUUCUCUGUUAUCUUCAAUCUUGAAGAAUACAAAGCUUCACGUGAAAAAUCCUACAAGCAGAUUGAAGCUGCCAUAGCAAAGUUUCGAGAAAUAAAGGACAACAUCAAUGAAGGGUUAAAAUUCUAUGUUACUCUGCAGGAUGCAAUCACAAAUGUAAAGCAGCAGAGCAAUGACUUUGUAAUGACAAGGAACAUCCAGUGCAGGGAAAUGAUUGAAGAUGUUCAGAGACAAGUGGCCGGUCUGAGUUUCCAGGAUAACAAAAACACAGGUGCUUUUAACAACAACUACCCUUCAGUGGGAAACCAAAAUCAACGAUCCAGUACAUUAACAGAUUCUCGUCCCCAAGCACCUUAUUAUCAGCCAGCUGAGCAGCCACCAGUCCCUGCCUAUGGUCAUCCCCCUCCCCCGUAUGGUCCUGCACAUCAGCCUCCACCACCAUACCACAUUCCACCAACAUCAGCUUCUCCAUACCCACCUCCUCCGGUCCAUCAGCAGCCACCUGCAAGCCAUGAGUAUGGCCAACCUGCAUAUCCUGGAUGGCGUGGUUCAUACUACAAUGCACACGCACAACAACCUGCCUCUGUUCCUCGGCCUCCUUAUACCAUUCCAUCUCCUUAUCCUCCGCCUCACCAAAGUGGCUACUAUAAGCAGCAAUAGUGUUCAUCCAAUCAUCCUGCAUAUCCAGUCAUUCUUUCUGAUGUCACUAUCCCUUAAAUAAAUGAGAUACAGCUAGAUCUAGCCCUUUAUCUUAAAGCCUUCGCAUAGCGUGAAUCUUCUGUUUUUUGGGGUUGUUUUAUUUGUAUUCUGUUGGUUUGCAUUAUCAUUGGAUUGUGAAUAGUUUAGCUUAAAAACGUUGUAUGUAUAAAUGCUCAGUCUUUGAGAGGAAAUAGAAACUUGCAUUAUAAAGUUUUUACAUUAUG